UUGAAAACACGAUCUAGGAGGCGAAGAUUUCGGUAAAAUAUCAUUUUAGAAGCACCUUUCACACACAAUGGCGGACGUGUUGGACAUCUACAACCACGAGGAGUUCGAGGUGGACGAAGAUGGAGACCAGGGCAUCGCACGGUUAAAGGAAAAGGCACGCAAGCGAAAGGGACGCGGCUUCGGCAACGAAAGCAUCCCCCGGGAAACCAUCGACUACGAGCGGCUUCAGGACGACGAGGAAGAGGCCGAACCGGGCCCGCAGCGCUCGGUCGAAGGGUGGAUCCUGUUUGUGACGUCCAUCCACGAGGAGGCGCAGGAAGAUGACAUUCAGGAGAAGUUUUGCGAGUUUGGCGACAUCAAGAACAUUCACCUGAAUCUCGACCGCCGGACCGGCUUCCUGAAGGGGUACGCGCUGGUCGAGUACGAAACGUACAAACAGGCGAUGGCGGCCAAAGAAGCGCUGAAUGGUUCGGAAAUCCUCGGCCAAACGAUUGCCGUCGACUGGUGCUUCGUGAAGGGACCGAAAAAGCUCAAGAAAUCCAGUAGUGACCGCCGCCGGCGAUAGGUGGAUAGGCGGAAGUAAAUGUAUACCAAUUCUAUAGGUAAAGACACCCGGAUGUACCCGGAACAUACACACCCAUUUGUCACACCACACCACAGAUUAACGGUUAUUUUGUCCCAUAGAGGGCUUUGUAAGAAAUACGCGACAUGAA
Anopheles cruzii is the source of this 713-nucleotide messenger RNA. It is a transcript of the gene tsu, whose product is annotated as RNA-binding protein 8A. The record is from RefSeq and is a predicted model, not a curated record. Gene Ontology annotation, biological process: RNA splicing. Gene Ontology annotation, cellular component: cytoplasm; nucleus; exon-exon junction complex. The coding region runs from base 68 to 565 and encodes 165 amino acids. NCBI's taxonomy places the organism in Eukaryota, Metazoa, Arthropoda, Insecta, Diptera, Culicidae. The transcript has a single exon. Gene Ontology annotation, molecular function: mRNA binding.